Molecule: messenger RNA, 989 nt
Organism: Serpula lacrymans var. lacrymans S7.9
Lineage: Eukaryota; Fungi; Basidiomycota; Agaricomycetes; Boletales; Serpulaceae
Exons: 3
Coding region: 87-443 (118 amino acids)
Source: RefSeq, a predicted model, not a curated record
CAUGGAACAAUGCUGACUGGAUUUGCGAUGCUCUAUAAAAUAACUCCUCAAGUCCCCUUUCCUUUCCAUUUCUCCUUUAUCUUGUAAUGUCUAUACUUUCAUCUCCCCCAGACCACUUGACAUCUGCUGUGUCCGCCCAUUCCAGCAGGCCGAUACGAUGGUCAGCCAUCAUUGCCAUCUUACUCGGAUUAGCCGCUCUUUCGCUUGUCCUAUACUAUCUGCACCUACGAGCCAGGGGCUUUGUCUGUAUAUUUGUUAUACCAGAAUGGUAUACAAGGCUUCGCGCUCAAUGGUUUACGAGAGCAGAGUCGCUAUUGGCGCGGCUGCCGAUGAUGGAAGAACUCAGAUGCACGUUGAGAAAGCGACGGGACGAACACACACCCCCUUUCUUUCCACCCCAACAUCGACCAUUGACCGGGCAGACCACCUUGCGCAGAUACUGAUGUGGACCCUCAAUGUGAUUUGUUCCUUAUGCAGCGGCCAUUGAUGAUGGAUAAUGGGGUGAUAACCGGCUGAGUGGAAGAUCUCGAGUUUCCAUUAGUUCCGGGUCGUAGAAGAGUGCUGUAAUAUCAAGAUCAAGGCGUGGGUUUCACCCUUCGUGGUAUCGAGUGCAAUUGUAACGUAAGUCUCAAGGACAUCUUCCGCAGUCGCAUCAAACACUAGCAAUUUCACAUUUUCUCCCCUGUUCUCUGGCGCUUGUUUCUGUUUGACACGUUCGUCCACCUUGUGAUGCAGAGAAUUUAUCCGCUCACCGUCAAAAUGUUUCCUUCUGCGACUGUAGCCUUAUGGUAAGGGGACACUCUGACGGAGUACAUCAAUCGUCGAUAAUCAGUGUUAAUGGAGAAGAGUCGUCCAGAAUGUCCAAGCCUAGUGGGACCCUCCUCCAAUGGCAAUUAUAUUUAUCUGUCAAAUUUAUGUAUUCUCAUUAUCCUGAUAAGAUUCUAUGUACCUACUAUAGGCCUAUCGGCUACGUUGCCGCGUCUUAAUAA